This is a messenger RNA of Acipenser ruthenus (sterlet), 4897 nucleotides long. Its product is annotated as metastasis-associated protein MTA1-like. Gene Ontology annotation, molecular function: transcription corepressor activity; histone deacetylase binding; chromatin binding. Gene Ontology annotation, cellular component: nucleoplasm; NuRD complex. The transcript has 20 exons. The coding region runs from base 489 to 2633 and encodes 714 amino acids. Lineage: Eukaryota; Metazoa; Chordata; Actinopteri; Acipenseriformes; Acipenseridae. The record is from RefSeq and is a predicted model, not a curated record. Gene Ontology annotation, biological process: double-strand break repair; negative regulation of transcription by RNA polymerase II; response to ionizing radiation.
CAGAGAGAAGAUAUCCGUAAAACAAAAGCAAUGUAAAAUGCUAAAAAGUGAACGCAGCUGCCACUCCGUCUCGUUUGAUAUAUAACAAGUGGUGUGGGUGGUUGUGUGUUUGUUGGUUUCGUUUGUUUGUUUUGUCUUUCUUAUUUGCUGAUUCAGUUCCUCGGAGUCGGAACGGGUUAACGGGGGAGUAAAAGACAGCCAGCGACUUGGGAUCCGACGUCAGCGCAAGCAAACAGGCAAGAACAGACCGCGGGACGUAGGGACACACGUACAGUAGACACACAGACUGCCGGGGAACGGGGAAAUAUUAAAAUCAGCAAUUAGAAAGAUAACGGUUCCCGGGGUCGUUCUAAUGAAGUGUCGCCGCUCAGCCUGUCUCCGUGAGAUACAGUGCGCAUCAGCUGGGUCUUCUAAGGACAGCCCUGACAGCGUGAUGUUUUAAAACGUUUCCUAAUCAGAUUUGUUUGUUGUUCUUGCAAGUGUGGAAGAUGGCAGCGAACAUGUACAGGGUAGGAGAUUAUGUUUACUUUGAGAACUCUUCCAGCAACCCAUAUUCAGUGAGACGAAUAGAAGAAUUGAAUAAGACUGCAAAUGGAAAUGUGGAAGCCAAAGUGGUCUGUUUCUACAGGAGACGAGAUAUCCCUAGCAACCUCAUUGCACUGGCUGAUAAACAUUCAAAGGAGCUGGAAGAGGAGAUUGAAGGGGAGAGUUUGCAGCAGCUGACUGAGAGACAGAUACAUCAGCUGAAGCACAGAGAGCUCUUCCUGUCCAGACAGCUGGAGUCUCUACCAGCCACCCAUAUACGCGGGAAAUGUUGCGUUACUCUGCUGAAUGAAACAGAAGCACUCUUUUCCUACCUAGACAAAGAGGACGGGUUCUUCUACGGCUUGGUCUAUGAUCCACAGCAGAAGACACUGUUGGCGGACAAGGGCGAGAUCCGAAUUGGGCCGCGAUUCCAGGCCGAUAUCACAGACCUCAUGAAAGAAGGUGAGACUGACGAUAGGGAUCAGACAGAACUGGAAACAAAGAUCUGGGAGCCAGAGAGUCUGUUAACUGAUCAGCAAAUAGACCAGUUCCUGGUUAUUGCACGCUCCGUCGGCACCUUUGCCCGCGCACUGGACUGCAGCAGCUCCAUCAGACAGCCCAGUCUACACAUGAGCGCUGCGGCUGCAUCCAGAGACAUCACCCUGUUCCAUGCCAUGGACACCCUGCACCAGUGCAGCUAUGACAUGUCGUGCGCGAUCACAGCCUUGGUACCUCGGGGGGGUCCGGUGCUGUGCCGGGAUGAGAUGGAGGAAUGGUCCGCCUCCGAGGCAAACCUCUUUGAAGAGGCGCUGGAGAAAUACGGCAAGGACUUCGCCGACAUUCGACAGGACUUUCUACCGUGGAAAUGCUUACCCAGUAUUGUAGAAUAUUACUACAUGUGGAAGACUACAGACAGAUAUGUGCAACAGAAACGUUUAAAAGCGGCCGAAGCAGAAAGCAGACUGAAGCAAGUUUAUAUCCCAAACUAUAACAAGCCCAGCCCGAACCAGAUUAGUGGGAACAGUGUGAAGCUCAGUAUGGUGAAUGGGACAGGAUCACUGGGUCAGAACAGCAGUGCGGGCCGAGCCUGUGAAAGCUGUUACUCGACCCAAUGCUCUCAGUGGUACUCUUGGGGUCCUCCCAGCAUGCAAUGCAGGUUGUGUUCCUCCUGCUGGAAUUACUGGAAGAAGUACGGUGGCCUGAAGAUGCCAACAAGACUGGAGGGCGAGAGGCUGGGGCCCAAUAGGAACAGCAUGAGCCCCUUUGGAUACUGGGUAAAGAACGCCAACCCCAAAUACACGCUGAAGACCAAGCAGGCCUUCUAUCUCCAGACCACCACGCUGACCAAAAUCGCACGCCAGCUGUGCCUGGCCCUCCUGCAGCCUCGCCGAGCAGCUCGCAGACCCUUUGUACCGGUCAACAGCGCGGAGAUCAAAGCACAGUGCUCGGCAACACUACCUGACGAAGCCAAGAAGUUAGUGAAAAUGAGGCCGAUGGUGAGGAAGCCCUUGGAAUCAAUCAUCAAGUACAUGGAGCUGCACCCCUAUGUAAGGCCAGAGCCGGUUAAAUCUGCCGUUAGCCUGGCUCCACACACUGGCAGUGCCAGCGUGGCAAAAGUGGCCCCGGUCAUCAACCACGGCUCCACCACCAUCCUGGGCAAGCGCAGCUACGAGCAGCACAACGGAGCCGAAGGUCAGUGUCUCGGAAAUAUGAAGAAAAGGCUACUGAUGCCAUCUAGAGGUUUGCCAAACCACAGUCAAAUGCGACAACUUGACUGCUCUCCCCGCCCCCUCCCCCACCAGACCAGCCUCAAUAAGAGUUACCUGCUGAAUGGAAAGCCCUAUGAGAGACCCCAGCGGAUGAUAAAGCACGGCUCUCUACCGCCACUCAAGGGCCGGAGGAUGAACUGGAUCGACGCUCCCGAUGAUGUCUUCUUCAUGGCCACUGAGGACAUCAGAAAAGUCCGCAAACUCCUGGCUUCCUUUGAUAUCAAGAGAGCAGCCAGGCAGCCUUACAAACAAAUCAUCAAGCACAUUGAAUCUGAGCUGGACGUCCCAGCACAGCUUCCACAUCAGGUCAACGAAGAGCCCAUCGUCAUUGAAGACUAAACCCCUCCUUCGCUCACAAGCUGAGUGGAUUUACAACAGAGCUCCUGCCCCAGUGCGUUAAACCUGCAAAAUACCGAAACGAUCCACCACCCUCCUCCCCAGCACUUUGAAAACAUUGAAUAGUUUUAACUCGAGACAACGACAGUGAAUUGAAGAUCCAGCAUCUAUUAAAACAGGAGUCCUGUUUGUUUUUUGUUUUUUUUGUAUAAAUGCAUUUUUCCUUUUUUUUUUUUUAGGGACAGAACUUUGUCUGGGUGUCUGUUUUCACAGAAGGUGGUUUUAUUUGAUUCAUCGUAGGUUUGUAAUCCAGUGAAAGGAAAGAACUGGUUGCGUUGAAGACAUUCCUAACCUCCCGCUACAAGGAGCAGCAGACGGACGUCUCUGGUUCAUUGCGUGACUGACAGGCUUGAGGAAAAAAAAAAAAAAAGCUUGCAUGGGCUGCUGCUGAAACUGCCUGAGGAAAUGUAACAAUUCUGGUUUCUUCAAAGAUGGGGAAACUAAGAAUCACUAUGUUUAAGAAUUUUACUCAUUCUGUCUUCAGUCAUUCUGAAUGGGUCUGGCUUCGGUUUCUCCAAGAUCGAGUUCUGAUUAUUUUUCUAUGCCUUUUACCUGGCUUCAAGCUUGCCUGGAAAAUCUAAAGUGCCAGGACCAAACAGCCUACCUCAUUCCAUUCAAAACAUGCGACUUUGUAACGUUUCAACUUACCCUGCCACCUGUUCCAUAUAUAUAUAUAUAUAUAUAUAGACAGAGUGAAUAGGUGGGGUUGACAGAGUUGAAAUUGUAGAUUGUAACAUGGUUUGAAUGGAAUAAGAAAGGCUGUUCAGUACCUGGCAGACUCAAAGCCAGUUACAGAACAAUAAUAAUAAUAUUUGAGCAACGCAAUCCAGAAUCCCUCUAAUCGCUAACGGAAUCAUUUUGAACCGUUGCGCACCUCCAUUCCAUGAAGAUCUUACAUGUUUUAGUAAAUAUAUGUUUACAUUUUUGUAAAUUAUAUCUGAUAGGUUAAUGGGCAACUUAGCAUGGUAAUAGAGAUCUUUUUUUUUUUUAAUUAAUUAAUUUUUUAUUUCGAAUGCCCAGUUAUUUUACUCCCAAUUUUGUCCUCAAUUUAAAAUGUCCUCGUUGUUUUCGUUCUGGAGAACGGAGGGUUCAGCGGGCGUCCUCCGAUCCCACGACCAAGCCAGUUUCCACUUUCACACCCAGGAAACCGAGAGCGGAUGUCAGCGAGCUACCAGCCUCUGGAGGACAAAGGCUUUUCAAGCUUUUCUCUUGCUUGAUUUUCAUUCAUAAGAAGUUGCACAGUGGAGUGAAAAUCUUUGAGAACUUCAACCUGAAGUAUCAUCUUAUCUACAGAGCAAGGUCCAAGGUUUUCUUUGAUACGAAACGUAAAACAUAAUUAGCAUGUGUUCUCUGGCAUUCUUAUGCUCCAUUCUUUUCGAUGUGUCACAGUGUGCCAACAGAGAAGCAUUUUUUCUUCAGAUUUUUGAGGUUCAUUUAAGUUGCUCAUCGUGUGCCAAAGCAGUGGAAUACAAUGUCAUCGAUUUUCAUCCAAUUCCGAAUCUUUGUUCCAACCCUGAUCUAAAUUGUUUUUUAUUAAACCAAAGAAAACUCCAUCCAGACCCUGAUAAUCUCAUUUUACCUAACCUGGAGUGGAAUGGCCCUUGGAGUAUUUGGGACUGGGCUUCAGUGAGUUACAGGAAAAUAAUUCCAUCUAGGGUUUCUGUGACGUCAUAAACUACGAGAGCGAAGGUGGAGUUUAUAAACUGUCACAGAAACCUGAGAUGGAAUUGUUUUCCUGUGACUCACUGAAGAGGCCUAUCUGUUAUUUUUUAUAAUCCAUGGAUACCCUUGUGAUGCUAAUAUUAAAGAAGACGAGAUUCAGCAGUACAGUUGUUUUUUUUAAACAUCGUGUUUCAGCGCUGUACAGACGUUCUGUGUCGUUAUCCGUUAGUGUUUCAGCUUUAUUUGGAUGAUUGCCUUUACCUUGUUUUAAUUUCCUCUACAGUUUCUGAGAUACGAAUUUACAGACUUUACAUCAUUUUUUUUUUAACGUAUUCUCAUUUUGUUGAUCAUUAAUGAACAUUUCUGUACUGUGGGUGUUGUCGAGCGAUUGAAAACAAGACAUUUUGUUUUUGAAUUGAAAGUGAUGGUCUUGAGGAGUCGAAUGGGUCAAAGUUCAAGUAUAUUUUCCUCUAGAGGAAUUAUCACUUUUUGACGUCACUGCUGUGGUAUUAUGCCUUUUUUUUGAAUGGCUGAAAAAAAAAAAA